Symbiodinium sp. CCMP2592 is the source of this 1884-nucleotide messenger RNA. The record is from the annotation of a GenBank genome assembly. NCBI's taxonomy places the organism in Eukaryota, Dinophyceae, Suessiales, Symbiodiniaceae.
AUGGAGUAUGCGAUGGAUCCCUCAGUUUCCGACGCCUUGGAGCAGUUGGCUUCAGUCAAGGCCCAGCAGUUGGCGUCGGUGAACGGCAUUGCAGCUUUGGAAGCACAACACCGACACUGGCAAAGCCAUGUCGCAGAACUCCUUGGACGGAUUGACCGUCGACUGCGCGAGGUACCAGAAAGUGCCAGGCCUUCGCCGGAAGUAAGCUUUGCAUUUGCGGAACAGCAUGACCGCAGCAACGAGACCGAGACCCACUCGAAAGGAAAUGCCAGCAUGCCUAUGCAGGUCUCUGCUCCCCUCCUCCGGUCAUGUGGGGACAGCGGAAACCUGGACGAGAACGAAGAAGUUGAAACAAGUGAAGUGGAUGCAAGCCUGCAUGAUGCUCGCAAGAAGUUUGACGAGCAAGAAGAGGUUACUGCGCACGACAAUAGACCGUUCUACAGGGGAGCAAGCCGUCUGUCAUCGCGCAAUGCCUUGGAAGAGAUUUUCCGGACAAGAAAAACCGUUGUCCCGAAAGAUGGCCAGCCGACCCUGAAUAGCAUUGUCUUGGAGGAAAUGGCCACAAACGCAAAGAGCGAGGCUCCACCGGAAGGUGACACGUGGACAGAAUUCCAAAGAAAAGCUGCAAAGAUUGCCAACUCCAGUUGGUUCGAGCUUCUCGGAGCAAAACCUGUGGUGUGUUUCUUCGUACAGUAUGCGUCUGGUUUUGUUAUCAUGCUGAAUCUUGCGACCAUCGGUGUAGAGGCCGAGCUGUCCUUGGAAAGAGGCGAGGAGUUCGGUGCAGAGUCAUGGCCGUAUCUUGUGGAACGCUUGUUCUUGGCUGUUUACUUCGUGGAGGCGGUCGUGCGUGCAUUGGCAAGUGGUUGGUCCGCUUGCAGAGAUGGCUGGUUCCUCAUGGAUGCAAGCCUGGUCUGCAUCGGUCUGCUGACCCUGCUUGUCGUGCCCAGCUUUGGCGCAAGCGAGCUGCAAUCCGUGGAGAAGCUCUUGAUUGUACGAGGCUUACGAUUGCUGAGGUUGCUGAGGGCUUUGAGGAUGGUGAGCCACUUUAAGAUCAUGUGGCGCCUCGUGCACGGUCUUCUCACGUCUGCUGAAACAAUUCUCGCUGUCACGCUGCUUCUCCUGGUGUGUCUCUUUGUUGCGGCUUGUGUCGCGGUGGAGGUAAUCGCGAAGGACGAGGACCUGAGAAAAUACGAUCAGCUCACGAUGUUUGUGAUCGACGAGUACUUCAGCAGCUUGCUGGUUGCCGUCAUGACAUUGAUGCAGUUCGUGACUAUGGACUCCUUGGCCACCAUCUACUUUCCACUUAUUGAGGCACGCCCUUACUUGGUCUUGUUCUUCCUGCCGCUUCUGAUUUUCAUUUCGAUCGGCCUCAUGAACUUGGUGACAGCGGCCUUGGUCGAAAACGCCAUGAAGCACCAUGCCGAGCAGGAGGAGGAGCACAAGCUUCAGUUGAAGGCGAAGGUCCGAGAGGCGAUGCCCACUUUGGUAAGGAUAUUCCAAACGCUGGACAAGGACAACAGCGGCAAUGUUACGCAGGAGGAGCUUCGGCAUGUGCCUGUUGAUGUGCUGCCGCCCAAAGUCUUGCAAGCAGUUUGCGCUGACAGCUGGGAAGAGCUCUUCGAGUAUUUGGAUGUGGAUGGAACAGGAACACUCAGCCAGGCUGAGUUUGUUGAAGGGCUGCUGAACCUUUGCCUGCUGGACAUGCCCAUUGCAACGGUUCAGACCCUGAAGCUCCUUCAAGUCAUCCGUGUCCACAUCGCCAAUAUCGGCGAUCGCAUUCAAUCCUUCAAUUUUCAGUCCCAGCCAAGUGCAGCACCGACCCAAACCCUUACGGGAGGUUCUGCGUCGUUGAACUGCCGGGACACUGUAGGAGUGCGCUCGUAG